Molecule: messenger RNA, 1841 nt
Organism: Ornithodoros turicata
Lineage: Eukaryota; Metazoa; Arthropoda; Arachnida; Ixodida; Argasidae
Product: hexosaminidase D-like
Exons: 5
Coding region: 343-1791 (482 amino acids)
Biological process (GO): carbohydrate metabolic process
Molecular function (GO): hexosaminidase activity
Source: RefSeq, a predicted model, not a curated record
AGGUUCGAGUCCAGGACCACACCAAGGAAGCGAUGGGAACGCACAGGCUAGAGCUUCUUUGCGCCCACCCAAAGAGGGAAAUUACUCAUAGCCUUGUGAGUGAAAGGGAGCUCGACGCAUUUUUCGGGCGAAAGGUCCAUUCCAAGUCGCGUAAGGUAGAGAUGAAUAUUGUUUAAGGCUUGUUGCAAACGGCGCUGAAUGGCUGGUCGUGGCGUAGUACUACCGUGAGCGCGCAUGUGAAAAUGCUAUAGCACUGUUCGCAUUCCAGAGAAAGAAGAAGUUACUGCCUUCCGAUCGACUGGUGGAAUACGAUCACCGGCGAAUACUCCUCUGUCAAUUACGAUGUAUUGCUUGCCGUUAUUAUCACUGGUAUUCCUCCCGUUCUUCCACAUAACUGCGGCGGACCAACUGCCUGUUCAGCUCCUGAUGCACUUGGACCUAAAGGGUGCGCCUCCUAAGGUCUCAUACCUUCGCAAGCUUUUUCCGUUCCUGAAGGACCUCGGCAUCAGGGGCCUAUUAAUCGAGUACGAAGACAUGUUCCCGUACCAGCAUCCCCUCGUACGGCCAAUCGCAACAGCCUCCGCCUACACUCUCACCGAGCUGCGAACCAUACUGUCCAUGUCGAAGGCACACGGUUUAUCUGUGAUACCACUGGUGCAGAUGUUUGGUCACCUGGAGCACGUGCUCAAGCUCCCGCAAUUUCAUCACAUGAGUGAGAUACCACAUCACGGAUAUUCCAUCUGCCCCUCCAGAUGCAAGGCCAUCGAGUUGCUCAAGACCAUACUGGACGAGAUUGCUUCACUUCAUUACGAUGCCCAGUACGUCCAUAUCGGCUGCGACGAGGUUUUUGCGAUGAGGAAGUGCUUAAUGUGUCGCAAGAAAGCAGCGCCCAGUGGAAGGCGAGAGGAACACCACAUCUUCCUGGAACAUGUGCUUACUAUGGCACGGUACCUAAAGGACACGCACGGCAAACAAGCCAUCGUCUGGGACGACAUGUUAAGACAGAUACCGGAAAGUGAUAUCGCAGCGUCUGGGAUAACCGAAUACGUCGACAUCAUGGUGUGGGAGUAUACCACGAAUGUAUCUGCGCUGAGCAACGUCUGGGACAAAUACAGCAAGCUAUUCAAAAAACAGGCAUGGAUCGCUACAGCUUUCAAAGGCGCCGAUGGAAGGUCAAGAAAGUACCCGGUCCUGAACAAACGCCUCGCGAAUCACGCAGGUUGGAAUAAAUUCAUCCAGCGCUCAACCUCCGGGUGGAACAUCACGGGCCUGGUGCUCACAGGGUGGGCACGGUACACGCACACAAUGCCGUUGUGCGAGCUCCUUCCAGUGGGUCUCCCUUCGCUCGUCCUCUGUGCAAUGUAUCUGCUCGUCGGGACGAGAACCAGUGAUCCACGUCAAAUGGCGGUGGAGAAAGCGUCGGAGUUCCUCAAGUGCCCUCUCCUGCUCAACGUUACCGCCGUGCAGGGCGAAAACUGUCAGUUUCCCGGCGUAGAAAUUGUCAGAGGCAUCGCAUACUUGGAGAAGUUAAAGCAGGAAGUUGAUGAUGCUUUCAGCGCUCCGAAGUGUACGGGGAAUAGACGGCACACCUGCGUCCAUAUGGUACCUGAGGAAUACUAUCUCAGCCGUAGUGCGUCUCUAGAAUCUCAACUGACGGACGACCUCAGUGCCAUAUUCAGUCCAUACACCGUUCAUGAGUGGAUGGCCUCCAAUGUACAACCAUUGUUUAUUGCGCUUAGGAGCUAUACUGUUGGACGCGUUGACACGAAGCAUCAAGUGCACUCUGCGUAGCAUUUUUUUAAAACAAUGUAUUCUGCUAAUUAAAGAUUUAUGACUGUAAA